This is a messenger RNA of Fundulus heteroclitus (mummichog), 1248 nucleotides long. RefSeq names its product iodothyronine deiodinase 1 (gene dio1). NCBI's taxonomy places the organism in Eukaryota, Metazoa, Chordata, Actinopteri, Cyprinodontiformes, Fundulidae. Gene Ontology annotation, molecular function: thyroxine 5'-deiodinase activity. The record is from RefSeq and is marked provisional.
GGUGAGGAGGACGGGUUGUAGCGAUGUUUCUGCAGAAGUUGUUAGUUUAUCUGACGGCAGCAUGUAUGUUCUGCUACAUUCUGGUUCUGAGCGCCACGCUGAAUGUUUUAAAAGUCCUCUCGCCAAACCUCGCCAGGAAGCUGAUCCUGAAAAUGGGAGAAAAAGUCACCAUGACCCAGAAUCCCAAGUUCAGCUACGAGGACUGGGGCCUGACGUAUGGAUCCCUUGCAUUUAUUAAAGUUGCCUCCCAGACUAUGUGGCUGUCAUUGGGACAAGAGGCGUUUGUUGGAGAAGACGCCCCAGACUCACCUGUGGUCACCGUGGAUGGAGAGAGAACCAGCAUCUGCAACUACCUGAAAGGCAGCAGACCGCUGGUUCUGAGUUUUGGAAGCUGCACCUGACCCCCGUUCAUGUUCAAGCUCGGCGAGUUCAAGCAGCUCGUCCGAGACUUCGUGGACGUGGCGGACUUCCUGGUGGUCUACGUCGCCGAGGCCCAUUCCACAGACGGCUGGUCCUUUGGCAACAACUUUGACAUCCGUCAGCACCGGAGCCUGGAGGACAGGCUGUCUGCAGCGCGGAUCCUGGUUCAGAAUGAUCCCCUGUGUCCUGUGGUGGUGGAUGAGAUGAGUAAUGUCUCAGCCAUCAAGUAUGCUGCUCAGCCUGAGAGGCUGUACGUGCUGCAGGCUGGAAAGGUCCUUUAUAAGGGGGCGAUGGGCCCUUGGGGCUACAAUCCACAAGAGGUGCGUUCGGUCCUGCAGAAGAUGAGAUAAGUUGAAGCGGGUCACGCCACCAAAGUGCUUUGUCUGUGACGGUAGCCGGUUGGAAGCCCUUGUUUUUACUUCUUUACUUUACUGGACCUGACUGCUAUCUCUACAUGUGGUUGUACCACUUUGGUAUUCUCUGAAUCACAACAGCUGUUGUAGUUCCUCGAACUACGGUGCGCUGUCGCCCUCAGGCUGCCCUGCUGCUUCCAGAUAAACGAGGUCUGCGCUGGAACCCAGCUCUGCGUUUCUUAGUGACGGCUGCAGAUGAAACCGCGAGGAUCUGUGGCCAGAUAAGGCGAAACACAGGAACUGACAGCCCAGAGUUUGUUUAUGAAGUUGUUGGGUUUAUUUUUUUUUACUGAUCAUCACCAGAAUUGGUGAUUUUCAUUGGUCCAUUUAUUCUGUAUUCAGUCAGUAUCAAUAUACCAGCAUGUUCUGUAAAAAAAAAAAAACAAGGAUUUAAAUAAAGUUGUGUCCAUCCAUC